CUUGUUCCAAUUCAUCUUGACAUGGCGUCUAGAAGAUUAUCGAAGUCUGUUUCCGCAGCCAUCAAGGCACACAAUGCUCUUUCAAGACCUUCUAUCCUCCUCCGGUCUCGCGCCCUCUCUGCCUGUGCUCACUUCAGCUCGCGUUCCUCAUCCAAUUCCUUUCUUUUCCGGCCAAACUCCUUCAUCGGCGUUUCCGGAAACGGCAUAACUUCUUCAGCCACUCAAGCCGCUUCUCGUGGCCAACUUUUACCUCUUUCUCUCCAAUUCCCUUCUCCGCGCAGCUUCUCUGAUAAAUCAGAUCAGACUGAUGAUAAUGAUAAAGCACUUGAAAAAUAUGGAAGUGAUUUAACGGAGAUGGCUAAACAAGGAAAACUCCCACCUCUCAUUGGACGUGAUGAUGAAGUUAACCGGUGUAUCCAAAUACUAUGCAGGAUGACAAAAAGCAACCCUGUUAUCAUCGGUGAACCGGGUGUAGGGAAAACCGCUAUUGCAGAAGGGUAA
Messenger RNA from Arabidopsis lyrata subsp. lyrata, 501 nucleotides. RefSeq names its product chaperone protein ClpB4, mitochondrial-like. Lineage: Eukaryota; Viridiplantae; Streptophyta; Magnoliopsida; Brassicales; Brassicaceae. Gene Ontology annotation, cellular component: cytoplasm. The record is from RefSeq and is a predicted model, not a curated record. Gene Ontology annotation, molecular function: ATP hydrolysis activity. Bases 22 to 501 code for a protein of 159 amino acids. Gene Ontology annotation, biological process: cellular response to heat. The transcript is spliced from 2 exons.